AUGGAUAUCAAGACACGCUUCGAAGACCUCUCACCUGCCUGUCUGGACGUCCUACUCCCCAAGACGCCGGAUUUCGAUGCUGCGAAUGUGCUUCGUAAUGGCUCUCCUGAAGCCCUCUCCCAGGUGCCGAUGAGGCGCAACCUGUUCUUUGGUAUUGUACCGGAAACUCGCCCGAUCGCCCCAGAUCACUGAGUCUUAGCGAUUUAGACGAGCAAGCAAACGUCUUUGUGAUACUCCGAACAGCCAGGCCCGAGGAGGAAGUGCGCGAAGUCCUGCCGCAUCUGGAGUUUGUCCUUGCUGCGCAUGCUACCGAUGCUGUUCCCCAGGGCAGCGGAAAUGCUGCUUCUGCCUCCGGAAAGCAUGACUUGAACUCCAAGUCUUUUCCUGCGGCAUCGUUCGCCAGCGUGCUUUCGCUCGAGGACACGACAUACAUUAUCUGGAAGCCAAUCCUGCAUCUCGCUCGUCCACGCGCCAGACUUCAGAGACCGGCGAUAUAUUUCACCGUUGCUCUGACGAUAAGCAACAACGUUCAAAAAGGGCCUCGUCAAACUCAAGAAGAAUAUCUCAAGAGCUACGAGCCUCUGCCUGUCAACAUUCUGGAGCCAUUGCAAUUCGAUCCAGCUCUGAGCCGAUCGAAUGUCUACUUACCAGAGUCGAGAAUCACAAAAGUCGCUCCCAAGGCACCAAAUCUCCAGGACGCCGUAAAACCCAUCCGCGGUGCCUCGAAACGUGCCUUUCCUGCGAUACCUGCGAUUUUCAGUAGGAUCAGAUACACAGUACUUGCGGAUGCCACCAUUGCAAGUUUACAUCUGGAAACGUCCCACGUUAUAGCUGGAACAGUCACUAUUAGUGAUGUGAAGCUGAGUGUUCCAAAUGCCAAGGUGGAACAUCUCACGAAUGUUGCGCUGCCGCUCGAGACACGCGGAGGAGAUGAGACCAUCACACUCUACAGACUGACUCUAGGAAAGAUGGCCAAGGGCGCUGCAUCACAGAGAAUGUCACCCGUCUCUGUCUCGAUACUUGCAAACGCUUCUUUAGACCAAGGGUCUCACAUCACUUUCAAUUCCAGCUGGAAUACACAGGUCGAUCUGUCGCAGACCUCGACCAAACCUGUCUACAAAUGGUCACGGCCGCUCAGCACAUCAUCAGGACAUCGAAGAGGUCACUCCUCAUCAUCACACCCUGGACCUGUGUCAUUUGAAGAGCCUCAACGACGCAUGGAAGAAGACGCAGGUAUAACCUUUCGCUUCAGUGCGCCUGCAACGACGCAUAAAAGUACCAAUUUUCAGCUCGAAGUUCAUUGCAACAAUCACUCUGGUCGAAAGCGCCGAUUUGCCUUGAUCUCGAUUCUUCCCAGCAGGCCAAAAAGCAUGACAGCUCAGUCAACCGUUGCCAACACCGACUUGAUCGCGAGCAUAUUCAAUGCGCCUCCUCUGGAAAAAGCUAAGCUGCCAGAUGUACUUGAUCUGAAUCCUGACGUACGCAUAGGACCACUUCCUUCUGGUGCAUGCUUCGAAACUCAUCUCAAGUUUCGAGCGAUGACGACUGGGGUGCUGGAUCUGGGAACCUUGCGGAUCGUGGACUUGGACAGUCGGCACACAGUCGAUGUGAAGGAGCUGCCUAACAUCGUGGCGCUUGACUGA
Molecule: messenger RNA, 1643 nt
Organism: Lecanosticta acicola
Lineage: Eukaryota; Fungi; Ascomycota; Dothideomycetes; Mycosphaerellales; Mycosphaerellaceae
Source: the annotation of a GenBank genome assembly